AUGGACUGGCAGGACAAGGCAAUGUUGGUCAUCGAUGAGGUGAGCAUGCUCGGAGCUCGGACGCUGUACGCCGUGAAUGAGCAGCUCUGCAGGCUGCGCGGAUCGCAGCAGGAUUUUGGGGGCAUACCCAUCGUUCUCUUUUGCGGAGACUUCCAUCAGUUUCGUCCUGUACAGGAAAGGUCGAUCCUUCUUCCCAGUAUGGUCGUCUCAUGGGACGAAGACAACCCGUUCAAGGCCGAGCAACGGCACCAGCAUGACAAGGCGCACGCGCUGUGGAAGAAGUUCACGACGGCUGUCAUGCUGGAUGAACAAGUGCGUGCGGCAGGAGAUCCGGUUUUGCAGAGACUGCUGAAGCGGAUCCGACUGGGUGUGCAGGAUCGCACAGAUUUAGAACUGCUCAACUCAAGGUGCUACCGGGAGGAUAGGCGGAUCCCAUGGGAGACGGGCAUCACCGUGGUGACACCACUGAAUAGGAACCGGUGGAACCUAAAUAUGGAGGCAACCUUGGCGUUCCAGAUCCUGCAGCGGUCAAUAAUGCGAAUCUUCAUCUCCGAGCACAAAUGGAAGGAUGGCCUGCCGACGGAGGAAGAAGCCAUCAUGAUGCUAAACCAGGGCGACGAUAGCGCGAUACCGGUACCAGCCAUCUUCAUGUUCGUGCCGGGGAUUCCUGUCGUUGUGAACCACAAUACCCACCAAGGGCUGAAGUUGGUCAACGGUGCCAGCUACACUGCUCUGGAGGUCAUCCUCGACGAGACCCACCCGGGCCAUCGGAUCUCGGCCGAUAUGACGGUUCACUUCGGGCCGCCAGCGGGGAUAAUCCUAGAGUCAGAGACAACAAAGGAUAUCCACUUCGUCGGGAUGCCGUCCGGCACGGUCCUCUUGACGCCCAUGAGCGUUAGAAUCCAAUGCCAGCGAAAGAGGCCGUGGCAGCGCAACGACGUCAGCCGGAAGGGUUUGCCGUGCGCGGCGGCUUUUGCGUGCACAGACUACAAGGUGCAGGGCAGGACGCUUGAGCGCGUAGCACUGGAGUUGCGCGGGACGAGGACGACGAAUGUCGACGGACGCAUCGUCCCCUCGCAGUGCGACCCGUACAGCCUGUAUGUGCAGCUGUCGCGAUGCUCGUCGCUGGAUGGCAUUAUGCUCGUGUCUAAGGUACGGGAGAGAGACUUGGUGGGCAACUGCGUCCCCCCGGAGAUGACUGCCGCGCAGGCGAGACUGGAGCAACUGAGCAAUAGGACCAUUCGGGAGGCCAUGUGCUGGUUGGACGACGAUUCCUAA
This is a messenger RNA of Fusarium oxysporum Fo47, 1278 nucleotides long. RefSeq lists its product as uncharacterized. The record is from RefSeq and is a predicted model, not a curated record. Bases 1 to 1278 code for a protein of 425 amino acids. Gene Ontology annotation, molecular function: DNA helicase activity. Gene Ontology annotation, biological process: DNA repair; telomere maintenance. The transcript has a single exon. Lineage: Eukaryota; Fungi; Ascomycota; Sordariomycetes; Hypocreales; Nectriaceae.